Molecule: messenger RNA, 553 nt
Organism: Cucumis sativus (cucumber)
Lineage: Eukaryota; Viridiplantae; Streptophyta; Magnoliopsida; Cucurbitales; Cucurbitaceae
Product: S-protein homolog 1-like
Exons: 1
Coding region: 1-477 (158 amino acids)
Source: RefSeq, a predicted model, not a curated record
AUGUCCAAUAUCCAUCACUCUUCCAAAUACAAAAUUAUUUAUUCACUUCUUCUUGUCCUUUCACAGACCUUAACUCUUCCAUCGCUGUGUUUAGAGACCAAAGACAAUGUCUUCCCUGCCUUCAUCAGAUGGCAUGUGACCGUCAUUAAUCGCUUAAACGCCUCCAAAGGAAUGUUGGUUCAUUGUCGGUCACAAGACGAUGAUCUCGGCCUCCAAACCCUCCCACCAACAGCUAAUAUCACGUGGAGUUUUGAGGCCAAUUUCUUCCACUCCACACUUUUUUGGUGCCGCCUUCAAAAAGGUGGUGGCGGUGGACACGGCAGCGUUAGGGCAGCAUUUAAGGUGUUUUGGCACGAUGUGCGACUGUUUGAUAAGUGUGGUUGGAAAAACUGCAUUUGGAUGGCUAAAGAUGAUGGCAUUUAUAUCAGAAACUUUGCUAAGGAGAUUGAUCAACUUUCUUAUACAUGGGAAGGUUGAAUAAAUGUUUAAAUCACUAAUGUUUUCUUUUUCCGUAUAUUAAAUUGGUGUUUAUUUGUUAUUUGUUGUAACCAUC